AUGUAAUUAGAAAAAGAAAGCAAGCAGUCGUUUCUCUACUAAUUACCAUUACAAAAGACAUGGGUAUUAUGGUUGGCACUUGCUUUAGCUUGUUUUCUAUUAUUUGGAGAUGCUUAUGCUUUCGAUAAUCCUAUGGCUUUACAAUCCACGAUCUAAACAGAGAUGAACCUAAACAAUGUUUAAUUCAACAUGCUUUAUUCAAUAUAUUCUGCACCAAAUAUCAUCUUGCCAUUUUUUGGAGGAAUCCUUAUUGACAAGAUAGGAGUGAGAGUGAGUAUAUUGAUAUUCUCAUCUAUUCUUAUUUUGGGUUAGACUAUUGUAGUUAUUGGUGGAUACUCUUUCUCUUAUGGUACAAUGUUGGCUGGUAGAUGCAUAUUUGGCAUUGGCUCUGAAAGUCUGAAUGCAGCAUAAGCAGCCAUAAUGUCGUAAUGGUUUUAAGGAGGGUAAGUAAGUUUGGCAUUGGGUUUGUGUUUAUCGAUACCCAAAUUAGGAAGUGCUUUAAAUAGUGUAGUUAGUCCUCAGAUUUAAGCAAAUCAUGGGGAAUUGGGAUUCACAUUCUUAGUGGGACUUUUUAUAGUAAUAUUUUCAUGGGGAUGUGGAUUGGCAUUAAUCUAUUUAGACAAGAAAAACGAAGAAUUAAUGAUAAUUUGGAGAGAGCUCAAUCCAGAGGAUGGAAAUCCUGAGCAUAAAGAAGCAUAGCCUUCUGCUUAAGAGAUGAGUUUAUAGAUUAGAAAAAGCGAAUCAACGGAAAGUGAUCGAUCAGUAUCAUUAUUAGAGGAGGAGGAUGACGAUGAUGAAGAGGAAGAAAAAGAAGAAGCGGAAGCUCAUGAAGCAAAGGAAGAGAUUAAGUUAUCAGAUUUGAAGCAUUUGGAUGGAUCAUAUUGGAUUUUAUCAUGCAUUAUUAUGUUGAGUGAAGCACUUUUUGUACCAUUUUUGGACAAUGGAAAUGCAUUUUUUUAAGUCAAAUUUGGGUUUAGUUAAUAAUCAGCAGGUGUUUUACUCACAAUUCCCUAUGUGUUUGCAGCAUGUGUGACUCCCUUUGUCGGUAUUUACAGUGACAAGAUUCGUUAACGUUCCUUAUUGAUAGUUCUUACUACAGUGAUAUUUAUCAUCACUCAUUUGUGUCUUCUCCUUAUCUAUUGUGAUACUGCCUGUGGAGUGUCAGCUCUACCAUUAUUGUCAUUGGGAAUUUGCUAUUCUUUUUACUCAGCCAUUUUAAUCCCAUCCAUCCCUUUGGUUGUUAAAUCGCAGAUGAUAGGUACUCAUAAACAUACAAUAAUAGGGACUGCCUUUGGUUUGUUGGGAGUUAUGUAAAACACAGCUUUGGCCUUGUUUCCUCUCAUUACUGGAAGUUUAUAUAAUAGCCAUUUAAUCAAUGAAGAAGGACAAGUAGAUCCUUUUCAAGGGUAUGUUUAUCAAUCUUAUUUCUUUGUUGGUGUAAGUUGUUUUAAUUUUGUGAUUGCCAUAAGUUUAUACGUUUUUGAUAAAAAUGGGAGCAAGAAAUUAAGUAGAUUAAAGGCGAAGAGUAAAUGA
Messenger RNA from Paramecium tetraurelia, 1533 nucleotides. RefSeq lists its product as uncharacterized. Gene Ontology annotation, molecular function: transmembrane transporter activity. Gene Ontology annotation, biological process: transmembrane transport. The record is from RefSeq and is a predicted model, not a curated record. Lineage: Eukaryota; Ciliophora; Oligohymenophorea; Peniculida; Parameciidae. The transcript is spliced from 3 exons.